UACAGUCCUUAGGUCAACAAUCAACACGUGUCACAAGGUCUCACCAUCCGGACAUGUACAAACACAUGCGGACAGCCUUACCGCCAUCUGCCAAUUAGAUAUCAAAUCUGUUGCACAAACGCCCGUGUACACCGCUCACGUUGUCUUCACUUCACCGCAGCCGUGCCUGUCGCCAAGACCUUGAAGACCGCAAACUAUCACAUUUCCUCUCAGCCACGUCUCGAUUGACAUCGCACUAUCCCAGGAUCGCCAAAAUGUCUGAUAAGCUGCCCGAGCUUCAGCUGCCAUCCGACACGCAGGAUGAUACAGGUCAGCGCGAGGAGCUGAAAACUGCGAGCAUCAGAUUUCUUGUCAACGUAAAGGCCCGGUUCGGGGAGCACUCAUUCCAGGUGUUCGACGUCCAUAAGACAUUGGACCUCUUCAGGCAGAGGGCACUGAGCAAGCACAAGACGCACAAGAUCAUACUAGAUACUCUUGAGGGACAUAACGAUCUCAGGCAGGAACUGAUGGACAUACUCAUGCAUCCAGCAGCUAGGUGGGGACCAGGUGACUUCGAUCUACCGACUCAGCAUUCUACGCAAGUCCAGCUGGAGACCGCUCCUCAAUAUCUCCAGCCUGCGCACGAACUCCGGAUGCGUCUACCGUCCUUUUCGAGUUGGUUUACGCUCCCUCACAAUGAUCAGUCGGCCAGUCUCAUGAUGUUCAAUGACCAAAACGGCUUCGGCGGCCAACAGUCCUUGGCAUCGUCUCCAUCUCCACCGAUCCCUCCGCCCUUUAAACUACCCGACCUACCCACUCGCCUAUGGACAGAUAUCGAUACAGAUUCCGCGUACACAAAUCUUCAUGUUGACGAGUUCUUGGCAUCUCCCGUCCCAUCGUUCCGUAAUCCAUGGGGUAAUUCGAAUCGCGCCGACAACUGGAUGAGUGAUGACAUUGGCUUUCCACCAAACAACACAAACAUUGGUGGGAACUUCGAUAUACAAGGGCCAUCGACUUUACCGUUCCAUGAUCAACUUCAGGCACCUUUGCCCCAUCCUCAUCAUGCUGAGUCAUACACGAUGCCGACAUCGCCUCAGCAGGAGACUUCACACUCUCUGUAUACUUCUCACCCCACACGUGAUACAAUUCCAUCACCUAUCGAGCAAGACACAUUUUAUACAGUGAAGCUGGAAGAGCAUACUGCGGAUCUCCAUGCACCUCCAACCCCCACCUCUUGGUUGCCGCCCAACGCAUUGCGAACAGAGGACGUAGCAGAGAUAGCAGAGGUAUAUCCAGCUACUACCGUCGAUCGUAGCCAGUCCCUGGGAGGCCCCUACAUACACAUUCUCUGUGGUAAGGGUUUCUCGACCCUGACUGGUGCGAAGAAACACCAUUGGGGCAAGAAAGUCAACGAUCUUGCGACAACGACAGGAUGCUGGGCAAAGCACAAGAAGCCUGGUGUCGCCUGGGACGACCACCCUAGCUGUAAGGAUGGGCGGUCCACGUCUGUUGUGAUUAAGCCUCUCCCUUCUACAAUGAAGCAGAGCCGGACCAAGGCCUCCAUCUCGCAGUCCGCAUCUUCUCUAGCAAAUGAUGCACCGCAGGUCCAACCGCUAUCGGAAUUUCCCACACUUGAGGGCCUGCCACACACCGUCGCAAGAACCGUACAAGCAGAGAACGCAUCAACUUCCUAUGCACAAGAGCCAAAGAUGGUCGACCAGACGCAUCGACUUGCGUCCCGUAGUAGCUUCGACAGCCUGUUGACAGCUAUCAAUGUGGUCUCCCAGAUCGAUGCGCCAAAGCCAAAAGGCCGGGCUAACUCCAUCGCUCUGCACUUGGACGUUCAAGUAGCCGCAGCAGAACAGCGUCACUCUUUCAUACCAUACGAACCACCGACAAGCUUAUUCAAUCAAACGCAUUACGGUGCGAUUGCACCCGCUGCAUUUAACACGACCGGCAGUACUGACGAGGGUGAGUUCUCGCCCCAUACAAGUGGUUCACAUGUGAACUACAUUGGCGAAGAACAACCAUUGGUGCUUCCGUCCGAUAUCGAAGAACCCUACACUGCCGGAGCCCUUUUGCGGCCUUUCCAACCACUCCUGGCGUCAUCGUCCGGUCCAGCCAGGAAGAAGCGCAAGGUCUAGGCAGUAUCUGAGAGCUGCCUCAGUAUGUGAGACGUGCUUGAAAGGGCUAACAGAAUUCACGGGG
This is a messenger RNA of Didymella exigua CBS 183.55, 2187 nucleotides long. RefSeq lists its product as uncharacterized. Bases 255 to 2123 code for a protein of 622 amino acids. The record is from RefSeq and is a predicted model, not a curated record. Lineage: Eukaryota; Fungi; Ascomycota; Dothideomycetes; Pleosporales; Didymellaceae. The transcript has 3 exons.